UUUACAGGAUGCUACUCACUACUUUUUACACCAAAAGUGCACUAAGCUGAUAAAAUGUCACAUCGUCAGUUGAACUGUUGUGCUUUUUGCAGAGGAAAUCUAAAAUCUCAGCUUCACGGAAGCUCAUGCUGAAGAGCUUGAUGGUUGCAAAGGCCAAAGAGGAGCUGGAGCAGGAGUUGGAAGAGAAAGAGGAGCAGAAAGCAAAGUACCUGGAAGAAAAAGCUCCUCCAAUACAGACCGGUGGCAUGUCAAUAGCAGACUUACAGACGUUAUGUGAAGAGCUGCAUGCCAAAAUAGACGCAGUGGAUGAAGAGCGGUACGACAUCGAAGCCAAGGUCUUACACAACACCAGAGAGAUCAAAGACCUGAACAUCAAGGUGCUGGACUUGCGAGGGAAGUUCAAGAGGCCCAACCUGAGGAGGGUGAGGGUCUCUGCCGACGCCAUCCUGCGCUCCCUGCUGGGCUCCAAACACAAGGUCUCUCUGGAUCUGAGGGCCAACCUCAAAUCGGUCAAGAAGGAGGACACGGAGAAGGAGAAGACGGUGGAGGUGAGCGACUGGAGGAAGAACGUGGAGGCCAUGUCUGGUAUGGAGGGACGCAAGAAGAUGUUCGAUGCAGCCAAAGGCGCCAACCAGUGAACAGCUGCUGACUGAACACAGCACAGAACUCCCAAACACCCUCGUAUCUCAGCAGGUCACUCAGAGAAGCUCUUUCCUCUACAGUUCUCUUUUAUCUGAAAUAAACAAAGCAGUCCUUCUCCUCUCA
Molecule: messenger RNA, 765 nt
Organism: Amphiprion ocellaris (clown anemonefish)
Lineage: Eukaryota; Metazoa; Chordata; Actinopteri; Pomacentridae
Gene: tnni1b
Product: troponin I type 1b (skeletal, slow)
Exons: 5
Coding region: 126-638 (170 amino acids)
Biological process (GO): muscle contraction
Cellular component (GO): troponin complex
Source: RefSeq, a predicted model, not a curated record